GCUUUUCUUAAAUACCCUAUUCCUAUUGAUAGGGGUAGUAUUAUUUUCUCAAAGUUUAUAUCCCUUUCCCCAAGCAAUCCAUGACCAUGCCCAAGGAGCAAGAAACCUCAACAAUUGUCUAAAACCCUAAACCCCAAACAUUUAAUCGCGAAAAACUCCACAUAUAGCUAGAGAAAAUUGGGGUUUUUCUAAUCAUCUUCAGAUAAAAUAAGAUGGAUGCAAUAGCAGCAGCAGAAGAGAGAAUUAUGACAGAAAGAUUAAGGCAGAAACUCAACGAAGUGAAUACAGCCGCCCAGACCCAACUCUCCGGCGUCCAAGAUUAUGUCCAUUUUAACCUUCAGCAAGCAUACUUCAAAUGUGCGUAUGAGUGCUUUGACAGGAGGAGAAAACGAGAGGAGAUAGAUAACUGUGUGGAGUAUUGCAGUGUUCCCGUUCUUCAGGCUCAGAAUCUUGUUGAGAAUGAAAUGGCCAAUUUUCAGGAAAAGAUGAAUAGGUCUCUAAGGGUCUGCCAAGACAAGUAUGAGACUGCUAAACUCCAGAAAAACAGUGAUGCCACGAAGGUUGUGGAAUCAUGCGUAGACCAAUCUGUUCAAGACAGCAUUAAGACAUUGCCACAUCUGGUUGGUAAAUUGAAGGUUUCUCUUGGCGUUACUGAUUAGAGAAAUUUAGCUUGCCUUUUACUUGAAGAUAUAGGCCUUUUCUUUUAACUUCUCAUAUUAUGUUGGUUUUGGUUAAAUGAAUGCUGAGAAUAAGUCAAAGGAGGCAUAUGAAUAAAAUCCCGAGGUAUACCCACAAACUCUUUCAUGAGCUGUACUCAAACCAGCAUAUCUGGGAGCAAAAGACAGAAAGCAGCUCGUCAGGGAGUGGAUGAACAAGCAACAGAGUCGGUGUCGGUAUAGUAAGACUUAUAUCUUGCUUGUUGUUAUAAUUGUAUUGAUCAAAAUGCUGACACUCAUUACAGAAUCAUCAUUCCUUCAGUUAUUUUCUUUCAGAUAAAUGUGAUCCAAUGACCAUCUCAAAUUGCCUGAAAUUUAGCUGGUAGUGAUGAUUGACCAGCCAGGUGUUGACCUUAUAAUCUACAACAACUAUGCCUCAGGCUUAUGCAAGUUGGGGUGGUUAUAUGAAUCCUCACUGCUUAUUUCACUCAAUUUAAGGUCGUCUCACUCAAUUUUAGUUUCUCUACCACUAGAAGUUCAUGCGAUCCAUGUUUGAUUAUAAGAAUGACAGCUCUCAUCUCCUACAACACAGGUUAGAGACCAAGCAAUAUGCAUCUUAGUCAACGAAUGUUGUCGCCAGGGGCGGACCCACGUGUUAUUAAUUGGGUUCAGUUGAACCUGCUUUGUCAAAAAAUAAUAGUGUAUAUUAGUAAAUUUCUGGAAAAUAUAUAGUAUAAGAAAAGCAUUUGAACGCA
Messenger RNA from Nicotiana attenuata, 1411 nucleotides. RefSeq lists its product as uncharacterized. Gene Ontology annotation, cellular component: cytoplasm. Lineage: Eukaryota; Viridiplantae; Streptophyta; Magnoliopsida; Solanales; Solanaceae. The transcript has 3 exons. The record is from RefSeq and is a predicted model, not a curated record. The coding region runs from base 213 to 659 and encodes 148 amino acids.